Messenger RNA from Glarea lozoyensis ATCC 20868, 3132 nucleotides. RefSeq names its product Ypt/Rab-GAP of gyp1p. The transcript has 3 exons. The record is from RefSeq and is a predicted model, not a curated record. Bases 1 to 3132 code for a protein of 1043 amino acids. Lineage: Eukaryota; Fungi; Ascomycota; Leotiomycetes; Helotiales; Helotiaceae.
AUGGCUACCGAGCUACAUGACGUGGAGGUUCCCUCGACGCUGGCGGACGUCGACCUCGAGAGCUCAGAACCGACCACCCAGUCUCCUGUGCAUCACGAUUCUAUGGUGACUGUGCGAUUGUCUGAGCCACCUACGUUGAGCGUCGACACACGAGCUAGCAUCUUGACUUAUACCAAACUGCGAGCCAAUUCGACUCCGAUUUCCCCCCGAACGCGAGACUCAUUCAGUAGUCCCAACAAGGAAGCAUACAUCAAACGCACAACAGCCGCAUCGCUGGAGGAUGGGCAGCAGGAUACAAGUGUGCAGGGAGAACUGUCUCCGUCUAUAACCACAAUGGAUCCUAGCGGGAACGUGAGCAGUCCGGUCGAGUCGGCGUACGAGGAGAUGACGGAUAUGGAGGCAAGAAGAGGGAGUGAGAGCUCCGUGUCUGAAACGGAGGAGGUUAAUUGGGAAGAGCUUGCAAAGACUGAGGAGCAGGAACCACGGAAUGAAUCCUCUGAUGAUUCUACCGCUUUACUACUUGCCAGACUUGAACAGGAAAAUAAUCUACUUGCUACGAAUCCGAAAUCUGGGAUAGCUAAGGUACAGGUGAUUGAGAGUCAGCGAUCCCGAAAAUCACGGCCGGUCUCGAUACAGCAUUUGAAGAAACUGGCAGCCAGUCCGAUCCCACCUGCACUGCGAUAUUCAGUCGUACCACCUCCUCCCAUGACCGACUACGAAUUUUGGGCUGCUCUCGUGCAGGAUUAUACACGAACCGCACAAUGUCUUCCUACAUUGCUUUCGAAGAAGAUACGAGGUGGGAUCCCACAACCUAUACGCGGUUUGGUCUGGCAGAGCAUGUCCGGUGCGAGAAACCGAAUUCUAGAAGAUCAAUACGAGAGAUUAUGCGGAGAAUCGAGCCCUUAUGAAGGUCUCAUUGGGAAAGAUCUUGGAAGAAGUUUUCCUGGGGUGGAGAUGUUUCGAGAGCCAGAUGGAGAGGGGCAGCGAAUGCUUGGUAGAGUGCUGAAAUGCUUUAGCUUGUACGACUCCAAGAUUGGGUACUGUCAAGGUCUGGGCUUGAUUGUUGGGCCUUUGCUGAUGCAUAUGGGCGACAAGGAGGCUUUUUGUGUGCUUGUUAGAUUGAUGGAGCAUUACGACUUGCGAAAUUGCUUUUUGCCAGACUUGUCUGGACUACAUGUACGAAUAUACCAAUUCCGCGAACUUCUCAAACAACACUUACCAGACCUUUCCGCUCACCUCGACCUCCUCCAAAUCGAUCCGUCCUACGUGUCGCAGUGGUUUCUGUCCUUCUUCGCCGUCACCUGCCCUCUCCCAAUGUUGUUCCGAAUUUACGAUGUGCUGUUUGCUGAAGGUGCUUCCGAGACACUCAUGAGAGUUGCUCUGUCACUCAUGCGCAAGAAUGAGCAAAAGAUUUUGGCUUGCCAGGAAAUUGAGGAUGUCAUGACUGUACUUCUGAAUCGUGGACUCUGGAGUGUGUACCAUUACGACGCGGACGAGUUUGUGAAUGACUUUGUGAGUCUUACGGGAGUUGUUACUCAUGAAAGUUUGCAAGCACUUGAGAAUAGAUUCAAGGCUGGGGGUGCUGUUGAUAAUGCUAUCCCAUCGGAAGCAGUUGGCUCAGCAGCUUCGGGUUUUUUAGGUCGAUUGUGGGCUGGAUCUAGUGCGAAUAAAUCUAUCAGUCUCAGUCCUGGUUUAACCGCACCCACACGACCUGUCAGCUUUUUACGGCGAUCACCCUCGAAGCAGAGUAUUGCUUCUACGCUUAACUCGAUGGAGGGAGGAGCUUCAGACAGCAUGAUGAGCCAGUCAACAGACGCGACAUCAAUAUCUCGAGACUCGUCAAAUGCGGAUGGUGCUUCCAUUAGAGCGCAAUCUGUUCUUGCGAACUCGUCAAAGUCGAACAAGGACCGAAAUUUGCACAGUCAGAUUGAGGACUUGUUGACGGCGCUCAGUGAAAUGCAGCGAGAUCACGCUAUACUUGCUACUCAACUACAACGCGAGAGAGAGGCGCGUGAUGAGGAUCGACAGGCAGUCAAGUCAUUAUUGGACGGACUGCGAAAGAAGGCGAGCUCAGAGACUGUCAACACAGAAUCUACGGUGAAAGCUACUGAGGAGUCGUCGGAAGAUGUUGUGGAGGUUCAGAACUUAGAAGAGGGGUCUGAGAUUUCUCUCGCCUCGCCAACAUCUGUCGGCGAAACUUCGUCUCGUGACUCAGUAUCUUCGGUAUCUACGCUUCCUAGUCCACAAGAUUUGUCUGUUUUACUUGACAUUGUCGAGGAGAGGUUUGGUGCUCCACAACUCAACCGAACAUCAUCUUUGAUGCAAUCCAAGUCAGAAUUACGAACAGAAUUGAGCAGGAUGAAGGAGCGGCUCGCAAUUGAAAUGUCGAAGCCCGAAGAACUUACCCGUCAGAUAAUGGAGCAAGCACAAAAGAUUUCUGAACAAGCACAGGUUAUUUCAAAUUUGAAAGAUCAAGUCAAGGAGAGCCACGUUCAUACCCGCAAUGCGCAUGCGGAGAAGCAGAGGUUGGAGAAACAGAUUCAUGUCUUGAAGUCUAAGCAAGGCACUGCCACGACACCAGAUGGAAGCAAGGAUAUGGAAAGUGAGUGGCCGUCGAGAUCUUCGUCGAAUGCUGGACUGCGCGAGUUUAGGCUAGGACGAUCGAAUUCAAAUCGCUCGAUACAGGCUCCUACAUUCAGCAAACGCACAUCGAGUCUUAACAGCGCAGCACUGAUGGCGAAAGAGAACCAAGAUCCAUAUCAUCAACCAAACGCGGCUAUGCCUCCACCAGCCACAUCUCCCAAACCUGAAGUCGACAACGACGUCCUACUCCUCGAGCUUGUUCAAGCUAAGACAGCCGAAGCAGUCGCCAAACAAGAAGCAGAAGAGGCGAAAGCCAAACUCGAGAGUCUGAGGAAGCUGCUUAACUUGAAUGCUUCCAGCGCGGCGGCAGAAAGACCUGCUCUGCACCGCGCGAAUACCAGUGUUACCUCGUUGGGCGGGUACAUGCCUAAGAUUGUAGCGACGCCGGAGAAACCAGCAGCGAACGCAGCUGCGGCUGCUCCUGCGACGGGCGGGUUCUGGGGGUGGAAGAGGGCUGUGAGUAGUAGUGGGGCACCGGCGGGGAGUUGA